Messenger RNA from Pocillopora meandrina, 2391 nucleotides. The record is from the annotation of a GenBank genome assembly. Lineage: Eukaryota; Metazoa; Cnidaria; Anthozoa; Scleractinia; Pocilloporidae.
AUGUUGUAUGACGUUAUCAUUGAGCCGAUUGGUGAUCUGAUCAAUGGCGAUGAAAUUAUCUUUGUUCCCGAGAGUUCAUUGUGGUCUGUCCCUUUUGCUGCAUUGAUGGAUCCCGAGUCAAAUUAUUUGUGUGACUCUUUCCGAGUUCGAAUGACUCCAUCCCUGACUACUUUGAAGUUGAUAAACGAUUACCCAGACGACUUCCACAAUAAGAAAAGUGCUUUACUUGUGGGUGAUCCAUGUUUAGAGGGGGUUCUUUACGAGGGGAGGAAGUUCGAUCCACUGCCAUGUGCGAGAGAAGAAGUUGAGAUACUCGGGAGAAUCCUUGGCGCUGAUCCUCUUAUUGGUGAAGAAGCAAGAAAAGAUGAAGUGUUGAGGCGACUUCCCUCUGUUGCCUUGGUGCACUUUGCUGCACAUGGCCGAAUGGAAACAGGCGAAAUUGCCUUGGCGCCACGAAGUACCUGCUCAUCACUGCUCUUUGUUGAGGAGGAUUUUAUUCUAACAAUGAAAGAUGUGCUGGAUGUUCGGAUGCGAGCGAGGCUGGUUGUGUUAAGUUGUUGUCACAGUGGUCGUGGAGAGAUUAAGGCUGAGGGAGUUGUUGGAAUUGCAAGAGCGUUUUUAGGUGCCGGCGCUCGCUCUGUUCUCGUGUCGCUGUGGGCAAUUGAUGACAAGGCUACUCUCGUGUUUAUGAAACAUUUCUAUGAAGAACUGGUUACUGGCAAGCUUGCAAGUGAAGCUCUUAACCAAGCUAUGAAGAGCAUGAAAGAGUCUGAAGAGUUCAGCGAUGUGAAGUACUGGGCACCCUUUGUACUCAUUGGGGAUGACGUCACUCUGGAAUGAAUUUGAAGAUAGGAGUUUGGGAUAUUGUCAGAUGGAGGUAGGCAAAUAUUAAUUGAUAAUAUACUUUGAAUCAAGCCUGCAUCAUAUUUGCAUGAAGAGAAUCAAUCACGCCUAGGUAUAAGUUUCUGCCAUUCAAAUUUUAGUGCUCCGAAAAUGAUCAAAUUCGCGAGCGGCUAACUGCAACGGCUUUUAUGUCUUCAAAGAUGAUUUGCUCUUCGUCACGCAAUCGCAACGUAUGAUAUCCAAUGAGCAGCAAAAUGAUAUUCUGGUUUAAUGGAAGACUUUAACCAAAACUUUUCCAAGGAUGUGUAAUGAUGAACAUGAUGACGUAAUAUCAAUCUCGGAGUGUGUACAAUGUAUAUCAAAAUGAGUGAAAGGAAUAUUAGCUCGUUCCGCGCUGUUGCUACGCAUAGCUCGUAUCGUAAAUGUUGAUUAUUAAGUUCAUCACUCCUUCAAUUUCUGAUACUUCUACAUAUAUCGGUGUGUUAAACAGGUUUCUUACUUCAGGGACGUAUUCAACCUAUGUUAAAAUGAACAGUUUCUAUUUUCCUUUCUGACCCUUUUUAUCCUGUUUGUAGAAAAGACGAGAUCCUUGGUGAUGGUUUUUGGCAACGAUUUGAAACCAACUUCUCCGGCGACAGGAACUUCCUCGGUAUUUUCGGCGAUUUAGCUUGGUUUUAAAGGCUUAAUGUCUCAGUUUUAAAACGUCCUGAUUAUCUCGGCAUGUAGCGAUAUUGUCUGUCAGUAAAAAUACACUAGUUUUUAAAUUAACUCAAUUUUAAUUUCUUAGUGCAUAAUACGAAAGACAACAGUGUGUUGCAGAAUAGUCGGUGAACUAUGGUAGAUUUUGCUUACAAUUGAAUUUUAAAAAACUAAUUUCCGUUUCACUGAUCGCGAUUGAAAUAGUUAAAGUAUUUUAAGAGACUCAAGAAGUAGUGGGCACUUCCUCAGUUAAAAAAUUUUGGCGAAUUUUUUACAUUUGUUUCUGGAAUGAGUAGAAAGUUAAACUUGGAAGAUUUAUUCACAAAGAAUUUAUUUCAAAGGACCAUCUACUUUAUUUGUAGAUUGGGAAGCAGUUUAUUUCGCUAGUAGGUCGUGUUGGUGAUGUUUUUCAAUAUGAAUCUUACGAAUGUUUCAGUUGCAUCGUAAAAUUUAAUUCAAUUUUAAGUUGAGAUUUCCGUUCUUGGUGAAUUGCAGCAUCGAGGUAGUUUCUAUGUAAAUUGAACAUUAAAGUUUGCCGUAUGUUUUUAUAUAACUGUGAAUCUAUGACAAUCAUAUUUGUCUAUAUACUUCAUAUUAACUUCAUUACUGCGAAGAUCGCUUUCAUAUUUACUAUCUUUAAUAUAGUGUUUAGUUUUCGGUUUUUAGAAAAGAGUUUUGAUAUUAUGUCAAGAUCCUUGUGUCUUUUAAAUUUGCUUGAGUUGGAUUUUUCUUUCAUCAAGCCCUCUCUGUAGAGACAGUUUUUGUAGCGAGUUAGGUACAGUGAUUGACUCGGAAAGUUAUUGUAAUCCCUUUGACUUACUUUGUUAUCACGUGAAAAUAAAAACUGAG